CGCAUCCAUCCCCUCUCGUCCGCUCCUCUUCUCGAUUCCUCCGCCUCCCUCCGCCUCGCCCGCCCCCCCUUUCCCCUCCGCUGCCGCCGGAUGCGCUCUCUGAGCAUCGGAUCCACUCGCCUUUCUCGAUCCGAUAAGACUCCUCCCCGUCGGAUCUUCGCAAGUUCUACUCCCGUAAUGGACCCGGCUUCGAAGGGGUUAGGUUCCGAUUCUAGGGUUUCGACGGUCGUCGAUGUCGACCUUGGGAACCGGAGCUAUCCUAUCUAUAUUGGAUCUGGUUUGCUGAACGAACCUGAUCUUUUGCAGAGGCAUGUGGUUGGGAAGAGAGUUUUGGUGGUGACGAACACUACUGUUGCUCCCUUGUACCUUGAGAAGGUGACUGAAGCUUUGACUUUUGGGAAUCCGAAUGUUUCGGUUGAAAGUGUGAUACUGCCUGAUGGCGAGAGGUACAAAAACAUGGAAACACUAAUGAAGGUAUUCGAUAAGGCUAUAGAGACUAGGUUAGACCGCCGCUGUACCUUUGUGGCACUAGGUGGUGGAGUGAUCGGUGAUAUGUGUGGAUUCGCUGCAGCUUCAUUUCUUAGAGGUGUUAGUUUCAUUCAAAUUCCAACAACGUUAAUGGCCCAGGUGGAUUCAUCAGUUGGCGGGAAAACAGGAAUAAAUCAUCCACUUGGAAAGAACUUAAUUGGGGCUUUCUACCAGCCACAAUGUGUACUUAUAGAUACCGACACUCUAAAUACAUUGCCUGACAGGGAGUUAGCAUCAGGCAUUGCAGAAGUCGUGAAGUACGGGUUGAUUAGGGACGCGGAGUUCUUUGAGUGGCAAGAGAAGAAUAUUCAGGCACUACUGACAAGGGAUCCAAGUGCCUUGGCAUAUGCGAUCAAGCGAUCAUGUGAAAACAAAGCUGAGGUAGUCUCCUUAGACGAGAAGGAAAGCGGCUUGAGGGCAACCUUGAACUUGGGUCACACAUAUUUUAUGGUUACUCCUCUGUUAUCAGAACCUGAACAACCCGUUUGUUUAAUUGUUCCUUUAAUCUUAAGCAUUCAUCGGAAUACUUUUUAUUACAACUUCAUGCUUAUAACGAUAGCUGAUCUUUUUCAGGCUAUAGAAAAUGGUUUUGGCUAUGGGCAGUGGCUCCAUGGAGAAGCUGUUGCUGCUGGCACCGUGAUGGCUGUAGACAUGUCAUAUAGACUUGGUUGGAUAGACCAUUCUAUUGCUGAUCGUGUCCUUCGAAUCCUGCAGCAGGCCAAUCUUCCAACUGCUCCUCCGGAAAUAAUGACAGUGGAUAAAUUUAAAUCUAUUAUGGCGGUGGAUAAAAAGGUGGCCGAUGGAUUACUGCGACUUAUCCUUCUUAAAGGACCUUUGGGCAGUUGUGUUUUUACGGGAGACUAUGACAAAAAGGCCCUUGAUGAAACUCUCCGUGCAUUCUGCAAAAGUUGAUCAUUCUUUCAUGUUCGGAAAUGUGUUGUGCUAUAGAACUUUGUUGCUUUGUACUAAGUAUGUUCUCUUUAGUGUUUUCAAAGGCCUGCCUCAUUGCGCUUCAUGCGCCUUGAGAUGCCGGGCGGUGGCGAAGCGUGCUGCAUUUGAUGCAGCAGCGCCUUUUGCGCAUCGUACACAUCUUGACUUUGCACAUGGUGCUUGUAGUACAUACCCUCGUAUAGUUUUGUUUAUUAACAUUUCAAUCGAGUUUUUUACUCAAUAAUCUAAAUCCUAAAAAGAAAAAUAAAUUCAUCAUGUCUUUUUAGUGGCUUU
Molecule: messenger RNA, 1752 nt
Organism: Asparagus officinalis (garden asparagus)
Lineage: Eukaryota; Viridiplantae; Streptophyta; Magnoliopsida; Asparagales; Asparagaceae
Product: 3-dehydroquinate synthase, chloroplastic
Exons: 8
Coding region: 91-1440 (449 amino acids)
Biological process (GO): aromatic amino acid biosynthetic process
Cellular component (GO): cytoplasm
Molecular function (GO): 3-dehydroquinate synthase activity
Source: RefSeq, a predicted model, not a curated record